AGCAGCAGAGGACAGCUCCGUGUACUUUGACGUUUUGUUGUUCUACGGUUCGAAAAGGGUCGGCUGGAGGGCGAGCAGCGUGCAGCUGUCAAAAAAAUUGCAAAAGUCUACACAGUCGAAGCAGGGCUGCUGCGUGGAGUAAACUGAAAUCGGGGCCAAAGCUCUGUCACUCACAUAAGAACAUGUCGAGCACACCAUCGAAGAACAUGACGAAAGAAGCAGAUAAGGGAUCAUCUCCAUCUCGUGAUGCAAGCGAACGAGAUAAAACAGAACUUAUGGACAUGAUGCACCGAUACAACGAUAUUAAGGAUGCCACACAAAAAGUACUCGGAGCGCUGGCAGUGAUGGAGGGAGCCACCGUGAAGGAGAUGCACGUCCGGUACAACUUGCCGCUGGACUCGUGAAAUUAAAUAUUAUAUUAUAUUGUUGUUUGUAUUCGUUUCAUUUCUAACCAAAGUGACGUGCUAGGCCCAUUUUCGAUUUCAACUGGUAACAGGGUCCUGAAGCCAUGUCCCAAUUUUAGUGCCAAACGCUUUAGUUUAGGCUAGUGAUCCUUUAUAUGAGAGAUAAGCGGAAGAAAAUGGAAUGCUUUGGCAACAGACCAGCAGUGCUGAGUUUGGUCGGUGUUGAGAAAAAUAUUGUAAUACGGACAUGACUUCCUCAUUGCUAAAAAGUGUAUUUAGUUUCGUCAUAGAUCUUUGAGCUACAUUUCCCAGCUAAUGAA
Aedes aegypti (yellow fever mosquito) is the source of this 724-nucleotide messenger RNA. RefSeq names its product DNA repair protein SWI5 homolog. Bases 183 to 404 code for a protein of 73 amino acids. The record is from RefSeq and is a predicted model, not a curated record. Lineage: Eukaryota; Metazoa; Arthropoda; Insecta; Diptera; Culicidae. The transcript has a single exon.